CCUCCUCCCUCCUCCCCCUCCUCGCUCUCUUAAGCCCCCUCCUCUCUCAGACAGAAGCAGCCACAGGCAGGACUCUCUCUCAGACAGAAGCAGCCACAGGCAGGACUCUCUCUCAGACAGAAGACUCUCCUGCUCUCAUAGCACACAGCCGUAAGCCACCAUGUCUGAUAAGCCCGACCUCACGGAGAUCGCCAGCUUCGACAAGACCAAGCUGAAGAAGACCGAGACAAAAGUGAAGAACCCCCUGCCCACCAAAGAGACCAUUGAACAGGAGAGGAAAUCGGAGACCACGCCCUGAAGCCUGGGUCCCAGCUUCGCUGACAGCUGUCGCGACCGUCCUGUUCCUUUAGUCCAGCAGGGGGAGCCCUCUCCCCUCAGGCCUGGUGCAUGACGAUGGGGACCAACCAGGCCCCCAAAUUUUUCCUUAAUCACUGGGGUUUAUGACAUCACUGGUCAGGGGUGUGUAGGGCGGGUGAUUGGUGGGAUUGGGUUUUUAUUUUUUUAUUUUUUAUUUUUUACUUAUGGUUGUUCUUGCCUUUUGUUAAUGAAUGCAAUGAAAUUGUGACAAAAUGGGUCAGGCAAAAAAUAAAUGUGGAAGAUUUCCUAUAAA
Conger conger (European conger) is the source of this 610-nucleotide messenger RNA. It is a transcript of the gene tmsb2, whose product is annotated as thymosin beta 2. NCBI's taxonomy places the organism in Eukaryota, Metazoa, Chordata, Actinopteri, Anguilliformes, Congridae. The transcript has 3 exons. Gene Ontology annotation, cellular component: cytoplasm. The coding region runs from base 161 to 298 and encodes 45 amino acids. Gene Ontology annotation, biological process: regulation of cell migration; actin filament organization. The record is from RefSeq and is a predicted model, not a curated record. Gene Ontology annotation, molecular function: actin monomer binding.